AGGUCUAAGCAUAUUCUACAGAUGUACGUGAUCGCACAUUGGCUCAGUAGAGUAUUACACUGUGAUAUGAAUGCAUUGUUGAAAUGAAAGUUUCUAGACUAGAAGUGUGUUGCGGCGUUGCAUUGGUGUUGCUAGCAAGUGUUAUAGUAAUAUUUUUCUGGACAAAAGAAGUCAGGGAGUUCAAAAUAGAUUAUGAAAAUAAUCGGUUCCUCAAAGAUGGAGAACCAUUCCAGUACAUCUCCGGUAGUCUGCACUACUUCAGAGUUCCUCGGGUCUACUGGCAGGAUAGACUGAGGAAACUACGAGCUGCUGGGCUAAAUGUUGUUAGUUUAUAUGUAGAAUGGUCUCGGCAUGAGCCUCAACCAGGAGUGUUUGACUUCACAGGAGAAAAUGAUUUGGAACACUUUAUCAAGCUGGCUGAGGAGGAAGGUUUGCUGGUCAUCUUGCGCCCAGGACCAUACAUCUGUGCAGAAAGGGAUCUGGGCGGAUAUCCCGUCUGGCUACUUCAUAAAAAUCCAAAAAUGCAACUGAGGACUAGUGACCCAAGUCACACAAAGUAUGUUCAAAUAUGGAUAGACACUCUCUUGUCAAGGCUAGAACAUCUUCUGUAUGGGAAUGGUGGUCCAAUUAUUAUGGUCCAGGUAGAGAACGAGUACGGAAGUUAUUCGACGUGCGACAGGAACUACACACUGUGGCUGAGAGAUCUGUUUGUCAAACACGUCGGGACGAAGGCUGUGCUGUUUACGACUGACGGAGCUGCCAAGGGCUUCCUGAAGUGUGGACCAAUACCUGGAGUCUUCAUCACUGUUGACUUUGGAUCAGGCGCAAAUAUCACUAAGGCGUUUGAGCCCCUUAGGGCCAUUCAACCUAAAGGUCCGCUGGUUAACUCGGAAUUCUACCCCGGGUGGCUCACACACUGGGGUGAGUCUGUGAGUACAGUGGAGACGGAACGCAUAGUGAACACUACCAGAGAUAUGCUACAAGCAAAUGUGUCCUUCAACUACUACAUGUUCUUUGGAGGAACCAACUUCGGGUACACCUCAGGAGCGAAUUACAGAGACUCUCCAAACACCAGUUUCCAGCCGCAGCUAACAUCAUAUGAUUACGACGCUCCCAUUACCGAGGCCGGAGAUUUGACGCAGAAAUAUUUUGCUAUUAGAUCUGUCAUAUCGGAGUUUGUCACAGUACCAGGAAUUCCAGUUGAAAAUUCCAAAAAGUUCAGCUAUAGUGGUUUGGUUUUGGAUCCCAGAGUGUCGUUGUUCGACUCACCUGGUGUUGUUUACCCAGAGACAACAUAUCCAAAGACAUUCGAGGAGCUGGGACUUUACACAGGGUUUCUAUUAUACGAGACAAGGUUACCAGAAACUUUCUCAAGUCAAGGAUUGUUGACAGCUAAGCACUUACACGACCGAGCUCUUGUCUACAUUGAUAAGCAACCAGUUGGCAUUUUGGACAGAAGUAAUGCUACCUUCUCCUUGAAUAUAUCAGGAAAGCCACAUCAAACAUUGAGCCUUCUGGUGGAGAAUCAGGGACAUAUAAACUAUGGAAUUAUGUCCGACUUAAAGGGUCUUACUGAGAACGUAACACUUAAUGGAGAUGUUCUCUUGAACUGGAAGCAGACAGGCUUCCCUACGGAGGAUGUUUCUCAUGUUGUAGACCUCCCAAAAUCUGAGACAGUAAAACUUCCUGCCUUCUACUCCCAGAAGUUCCAGCUCACGAAUACAGCAGAAGACCCAGGAGAUACAUUUGUUGACAUGUCUGGUUGGACUAAGGGUGUUGUGUAUGUCAACGGCCACAACCUAGGACGCUAUUGGUCCACUGAAGGACCUCAACAAAGCCUGUUCUUGCCAGGACCUUUUCUGCACAAGCAUCCUGAGUAUAAUACCAUCGUUGUCCUGGAACUGGAGACAGAGAAUUCUCUCAGGAAGGUGUUCUUCUCCCCAACACCUGUGUGGUCUUCAGGAAACUCUAGAUGAGUUUGAGAAUGCAAAUAUUUAUAUUUAAUAGAACAGAUGAUCGUGAGAUAUCUAUAUAUAUAAAAUCCAAUGUAUGUUUGUUUGUUUGUUUGUUUGUCCUUUAUGGACUCCGAAACCGCUUGACAGAUUGUAAUGAAACUUUCAGGCAUUAUAUUAAGCAUUAUCAUAGAUAAAACAUACUCCCUUAGUAGAUUUCUCAUUCUUAUGGAACAGCUGAAGACACUUUUAUUGUUAGUUCAUGUACGGUUUAUGUAGAGGUCGUGUUUUGUUUACAAUUUGUUUCCCAUUAUUACAGCCAUUUAAAACCUCGUUUAACCAAAUAAUACGAUAUAAUCAUAAACAAUAACUUGUCCCCUAGUUAUAUAACCAAACAGUAAAGCAGAAAUCAAGAAAUUAACCCUAAAAUAAUUGAAACAAAGUUUCAUCGACACUAGCGCCUUUGUGUCACGUACAUGAACUAGACACGAAAAACGUGCUUCAAAAUUUACAAUGGGAUGAGAAGUCUACUUGUGUUGGUUAGUCUAUGGCAUUAUUCAAGGAUGGUUUGUGUGAAGUUUGGUGCAGAUCCGUCAAAAGGGCUUCGCCCCAGUGGCUUUGGAGUUUCCCAUGUUAACCUUAUGAGUACUCAUAUUUAAAUGGAAUUAAAGAAUCUUAACAGCUGGUUCAACUGAACAAUUCAAUUCUGUGAUGUUCAAUAGCAUUAAAAAGUUAAUAGGCUUACCAACAGGGUGCAGGACAAUUAUUUUUUUAAAUUUAUGACAACAGCUUAUUUGCAACCAAAAGGUGAGUGAGCAUAGCGAACGAAACCGUGAUGCGAGUUAGCGUAGCGAACGAGCUAACGUGAAGGCAAGUGAGCGUAGCGAACGAGCUCCAACCUAAAGGUGAGUGAGCGUAGCGAACGAACUUCAACCAGGACGUGAUGAGCCAUGCGAACGAGCUCAUCUUGAAAAUGAACGAGCAUUUGGCAUGAAACCACAUUAGGACAGGACGACGUCUGUCGGGCCAGCUAGUUUAACAUAAAAAGUAUGUGGUAAAUAAAUAUCUAAGGUGACAGAUUCAUGACUAAACAAAUAAACAAAGUCAAAAACUAUUGUUAUAAGCACUACAAAUAAUUCAAUUUCCACUAAAAGAUAAUAAAAUAAGUUUUUAAUUCUUAAUAGUAAUCCGGCUGUUUAGUUAAAUGAGGAGUUUUUAUAAUUUAACAGUUUUUUUUGUGAUGAUAGCCAACUAAUAUUAAACAACAGAAUUUCUCUCAAAGUUAUUUUACAAAACAUUGUGAUUGAAAACUGUUGUAAUUUAAUUUUUUUAAAGAUUGAUUAAUUAAAUGAAAAUUAAAAGUUUUAGGAUUUAUUUCACAACAAUACGAUCUGAAAUAUGAAAUCAAUAACAUACUUAGGUGGUAAGUUAGGUUGUUAUUAUUAUGAUUACUUAUUAAAUCUACAUUUUGUACAAUGUAAAUAAAUAUAGCCCAUUUAU
Macrosteles quadrilineatus (aster leafhopper) is the source of this 3452-nucleotide messenger RNA. Its product is annotated as beta-galactosidase-like. The transcript has 12 exons. The coding region runs from base 84 to 1976 and encodes 630 amino acids. Gene Ontology annotation, molecular function: beta-galactosidase activity. The record is from RefSeq and is a predicted model, not a curated record. Gene Ontology annotation, cellular component: vacuole. NCBI's taxonomy places the organism in Eukaryota, Metazoa, Arthropoda, Insecta, Hemiptera, Cicadellidae. Gene Ontology annotation, biological process: carbohydrate metabolic process.